AUGACUUCAAGUCCAGAGAAACCAGCAGCUCCCCAACGAACAAUAGCAGAUCUCACGGAAGAACAAAAGCAAGAAAUUCGUGAAGCUUUUGAUCAAUUUGAUACUGAUGGUUCAGGCUCAAUCGAUGCAAAAGAGCUUAAAGUUGCUAUGAAAGCCUUAGGUUUUGAACUACCACGCGAAGAAAUAAAGAAAAUGAUUACAGCUGUUGCAGGUAAUGCUGUUUCGGCAAUUGACUUCAAUCAAUUUAUGGAAAUGAUGGGACAAAAGAUUCUCGAUCGUGAUCCAUUAACAGAAAUCCUCAAGGCUUUCGAUCUAUUCGAUAAAGAUCAUAAUGGUUCAAUCUCGCUUAAAGAUUUGAAGGCAGCUACAAUAGAAUUGGGAGAAAAUCUUACAGAUGAUGAACUCCGUGAAAUGAUUCGUGAAGCUGAUCGCGACUUUGACGGUGAGGUUGGCAAAAACGAAUUUGUUGAAGUAAUGAAGAAAUCUGGCUUAUUCGGAACGUUUGAUGAUGAAACUUCUCGUGGAACAGCACGUUCAAAGAAGUAA
This is a messenger RNA of Trichomonas vaginalis G3, 546 nucleotides long. RefSeq names its product calcium ion binding. The transcript has a single exon. The record is from RefSeq and is a predicted model, not a curated record. Lineage: Eukaryota; Parabasalia; Trichomonadida; Trichomonadidae. Bases 1 to 546 code for a protein of 181 amino acids. Gene Ontology annotation, biological process: mitotic cell cycle; centriole replication. Gene Ontology annotation, cellular component: centrosome; centriole. Gene Ontology annotation, molecular function: calcium ion binding.